GGGUUGGCGGUGCCGUGUCAUGGAGGUUCAGUCUCUGAGCAGCCAUUGAAGGGGAAGCAACUGCGGCUCCGAGAGUGUGUAUGUGUGUGUGUGUGUAUGUGUGCGUGCGUGUGUGUGCGCGCGCGGGUGUGUGAACAAGGAGGUGGGGGCAGCUGAGUUAGAGUCCCAACUCCUUGGACUCCAUUUGCUAUUCUUUUCUUUCUCCUUCACACCUAACUGGUGAUAGUAGGCGUUUAUAUUUACAUUUCUUUUCAUUCAUUUCCAAAUCUUUAAAAUUUUUUUUAGGGUUGGGGGUAGUGGGAAGCGCAAUAAAGGGGAAGGGAGGAGAGUAGGGGCAGAAGAGCAGGAGGAGGACAUGGAGAUGAAGAAGAGGAUUAACCUGGAGUUAAGGAACCGAGCCCCGGAGGAGGUGACGGAGCUGGUCCUUGAUAAUUGCCUGUGUGUCAAUGGGGAAAUUGAAGGCCUGAAUGACACUUUUAAAGAACUGGAGUUUCUGAGUAUGGCUAAUGUGGAACUCAGUUCCUUGGCUCAGCUGCCCAGCUUAAAUAAACUUCGGAAGUUGGAACUCAGCGACAAUAUAAUUUCUGGAGGCCUGGAGGUGCUGGCGGAGAAAUGCCCAAAUCUGACUUACCUCAAUUUGAGUGGAAACAAAAUCAAAGAUCUAAGUACAGUUGAAGCUCUGCAAAAUCUUAAAAAUUUGAAAAGUCUAGACUUGUUUAACUGUGAGAUCACAAACCUGGAAGAUUACAGAGGAAGUAUUUUUGAACUGCUGCAGCAAAUCACAUACUUGGAUGGAUUUGAUCAGGAGGAUAACGAGGCCCCGGACUCUGAAGAGGACGAUGAUGAAGAUGGUGAUGAAGAUGAUGAUGAGGAAGAAGAUGAAGCUGGUCCCCCUGAAGGAUUUGAGGAAGAGGAGGAUGAAGAAGAGGAGGAUGAGGAUGAGGACGAAGAUGAAGCAGGCUCAGAAGUAGGAGAGGGAGAAGAAGAAGUGGGCCUCUCCUACUUAAUGAAAGAAGAGAUUCAGGAUGAAGAAGAUGAUGAUGACUAUGUUGAAGAAGGAGAAGAAGAGGAAGAUGAGGAAGAAGAAAGUCUUCGAGGGGAGAAGAGGAAACGAGAUGCUGAAGAUGAAGGCGAGGAAGAUGACUAGAUCGUUCUGAGACCAGAGGCCCUGCUGCUCCUGGUGUGCAGUGGAGUGAUCACCUCUUCCCUUGUUUCUCCGUGUAUAAUAGCUGUCCCUUCAGAAGAGAAUGUGUAACUUUUUAUAGAAGUUUGGUUUUACUACUUUUGCCUUAUCAUUCCAAAUAAGAGUUACUAGUCUGUUAAUGAUCAUACUGUACGUAGAGAAUCCUUGCCAUUGGUUUCCAUUGUGAGAAUUUCUAGAAUUUAUUUAGAAUUCAGUUUUCUAAUUCAGGCUCAAUGUGUUAGUCAUGUUUAGCUCAUAAUUAAAACAUGAUCGCUUUUA
Messenger RNA from Ochotona princeps (American pika), 1462 nucleotides. RefSeq names its product acidic nuclear phosphoprotein 32 family member E (gene ANP32E). Gene Ontology annotation, biological process: regulation of apoptotic process. The transcript has 7 exons. Gene Ontology annotation, molecular function: phosphatase inhibitor activity; histone binding. Lineage: Eukaryota; Metazoa; Chordata; Mammalia; Lagomorpha; Ochotonidae. The record is from RefSeq and is a predicted model, not a curated record. Gene Ontology annotation, cellular component: nucleus. Bases 356 to 1147 code for a protein of 263 amino acids.